Rhinolophus ferrumequinum (greater horseshoe bat) is the source of this 2020-nucleotide messenger RNA. RefSeq names its product ADP dependent glucokinase (gene ADPGK). Gene Ontology annotation, cellular component: endoplasmic reticulum. The coding region runs from base 74 to 1558 and encodes 494 amino acids. Gene Ontology annotation, molecular function: ADP-specific glucokinase activity. The transcript has 7 exons. NCBI's taxonomy places the organism in Eukaryota, Metazoa, Chordata, Mammalia, Chiroptera, Rhinolophidae. Gene Ontology annotation, biological process: glucose metabolic process. The record is from RefSeq and is a predicted model, not a curated record.
ACGUCGGCGCGCGCCAAGCCCGGAAGAGGCGCGGGAGCGGAGCCGUGAGGUGACGGUGCCGCGUCUCGUCCCCAUGGCGCUGUGGCGCGGCUCCGCGUACGCGGGCUUCCUGGCGUUGGCGGUCGGCUGCGUCUUCCUGCUGGAGCCGCAGCUGCCCAGCUCGGCGCUGCGCUCGCUGUGGAGCUCGCUGCAGCUGGGGCCCGCGCUCCCGGGACCCGGCUCUCCCGAGCGCCGGUUGGCGGCCGCCUGGGACGCACUCAUCGUGCGGCCGGCCCGAGGCUGGCGCCGCGUGGCCGUGGGAGUCAAUGCAUGUGUGGAUGUAGUGCUCUCAGGGGUGAAGCUCUUGCAGGCGCUUGGCCUGAAUCCUGGGAAUGGGAAAGAUCACUCCAUCCUGCAUUCAAAGAAUGAUCUGGAAGAAGCCUUCGGUCACUUCCUGGGGAAGGGAGCAGCUGCUGAGCGCUUCUUCAGCGAUAAGGACGCUUUCAGUGACAUUGCCCAGAUUGCAUCCGAGUUCCCGGGAGCCCAGCACUAUGUAGGAGGAAAUGCAGCUUUAAUUGGACAGAAAUUUGCAGCCAACUCAGAUUUAAAGGUUCUUCUCUGCGGUCCAGUUGGUCCAAAACUGCAUGAACUUCUUGAUGACAAUGUAUUUGUUCCACCGGAGUCACUGCAGGAAGUGGAUGAGUUCCACCUCAUUUUAGAGUAUCAAGUAGAGGAGCAGUGGGGCCAGUUAAAAGCUCCCCAUGCCAACCGAUUCAUCUUCUCCCACGACCUCUCCAACGGGGCCAUGAAUAUGCUGGAGGUGUUUGUAUCUAGCCUCGAGGAGUUCCAGCCAGACCUGGUGGUCCUCUCUGGAUUGCACAUGAUGGAGGGACAAAGCAAGGAGCUCCAGAGGAAGAGACUCUUGGAGGUUGUGGCCUCCAUUUCUGACAUUCCCGCGGGUGUCCCAGUUCACCUGGAGCUGGCCAGCAUGACCAACAGGGAGCUCAUGAGCAGCGUCGUGCAUCAGGUGUUUCCCGUGGUGACUUCCCUCGGGCUGAAUGAGCAGGAGCUGCUGUUUCUCAGCCAGUCUGCGUCUGGACCUCACUCUUCUCUGUCUUCCUGGAACGGGGUUCCCGAUGUGGGCGUGGUCAGUGACAUCCUCUUCUGGAUCUUGAAGGAACAUGGGAAGAGUGAUAGCCGAGCCUCAGACCUCACCAGGAUCCAUUUCCACACGCUGGUCUACCACAUCCUGGCAACUGUGGACGGGCACUGGGCCAACCAGCUGGCGGCCGUGGCUGCGGGGGCGCGUGUGGCCGGGACGCAGGCGUGCGCCACGGAAACCAUAGACAGCAGCCGGGUGUCCCUGAAGGCGCCACGCGAGUUCCUGACUUCCCGUUUGGGAGCGGGCGCCAGGGUCACACUCAACCCCGACGAGCCCGUGGUCGCAUGGCACAGGGAGGGGGUGUCCUUCCACUUCACGCCCGUGCUGGUGUGCACAGACCCGGUCCGAACGGUGGGCCUGGGAGACGCCAUUUCCGCCGAAGGCCUCUUCUAUUCAGAAGUACACCCUCGGCAUUAGGAGGGCGUUUGUGGGGACGUUUUCUGAAGGUGGAGGACCAGCCGAUUUAAGAAUUGCAGGAAUUAAGUGGUUUGGAAAAGAGGACUGAGGGUGUUAAAACAGUUUCUCGAUCUAAUUGAAAGACAGCCAAAGAAACAACGGAUUAAACUAUCAGAUACAUUCCAGCCUUGUUGACAAUACGAAAAAAACAUUUCAGGUUUUAAUCAAAAUCUAGCUAGCUACUAAUGAGACUGGAUUUUCGGUGUUUAUGUUGUGUGUCAUCGGGUGAAAACCUGAUUGCCAAACCCCCGGUUUAUGCAGCACUGUCAAGUGCUCAGGCCAAACUUCACGGAGGGCAUGUCGGCGGGAGCAGCACUUCCCCUGCCGCUCCCCGUGUCUCGUGUCUCGUGCAGCCUCGUGGGAGCUGCUCCUGCUGGCUCCCCGCUCAGGGCGCGGUCGUGGUGUCCAUUCGGUGUUAUGGAA